AAGCAACGCAGGGAAAUUGCUGUACUGCCACAAACAUGAGAUAAUAAAUUAAAUACUUUACAAUUCGAAUUCUUGUUAUUUGAAGGAUGGCAGAGCGCUCUCGUUUGUGCAUCACAUGAUCAUCACGUGACCCAGCUGUCGGGCCCUGCAGUGUAGCAGAGUGACUGCAGGUACAGCGACAACAGAGCAGCCUUCAAUCCGAGUGGGAUGCCUGAGGUUUGCCUGCGUUAUGGCAUUACAAGGAGAGGCGGUUCUCCUGCAGGAUUACAGCUGAUGGAGAGGAGUCCCUGCUCCUCCUCUCACACUCACAGUCAGGAUUGGAUGAUGACGAGGACGGAGCACAACGACAACACGCUGAACUGCACAGAAACGGCGCUCUCCUCAUCGGGAAGCUGCAGGACAUGUUGAGUGGAUGCAUUUGCAGUUUACUUGAUACUUGGUUCUUUUGUUCCUGGAUGUGACUUUCUAAAAAGGAGGCAACUGACUGCAUCGGCCCAUUCCAUCAAAUAUGACUAGUGCCUUUGCAACCCUUAUUUCUCCACUUUUCUGACGUUAUUUGUAUCCUUAAAAGAGAUUUCACUGAUGUCCAAGGAAGAGCAAAUACUAUGCACCAUGGCUGUCUCACGUCCAUCAUCAAACCUGUAACCUCAGCACAGGAGUGGCGCCUUUUAACAGGGGGAACCUCAGAAGCAUCACCACCCCUACGCCGCAGGGAUGUUCGCCUCCGUGGAGCAUGGCCCGGUCCUCUGCAGCGACUCCAACAUCCUGUGCCUGUCAUGGAAAGGCCGCGUGCCAAAAAGCGAGAAGGAGAAACCCGUGUGCCGAAAGCGCUACUACGAGGAGGGUUGGCUCGCCACCGGAAACGGACGAGGAGUCGUCGGGGUCACGUUUACAUCCAGCCACUGCAGGCGGGAGCGGCCCACCCCGCAGAGGGUCAACUUCAACCUCAGAGGGCACAAUAGUGAGGUGGUCCUGGUGCGAUGGAAUGAGCCCUUCCAGAAGCUGGCUACCUGUGAUACAGAUGGCGGCAUCUUUGUUUGGAUCCAGUAUGAAGGCCGCUGGUCUGUGGAGCUGGUCAAUGAUCGUGGAGCUCAGGUGAGUGACUUCACAUGGUCACACGAUGGCACUCAGGCGCUCAUCUCCUACCGCGAUGGCUUUGUCCUGGUGGGCUCAGUCAGCGGGCAGAGGCACUGGUCUUCUGAGAUCAACCUGGAGAGUCAAAUCACUUGCGGUAUCUGGACUCCCGAUGACCAGCAGGUUUUGUUUGGCACCGCCGAUGGACAGGUGAUAGUGAUGGACUGCCAUGGCCGCAUGCUGGCCCACAUUCUGCUGCAUGAGUCGGAUGGCAUCGUCAGCAUGUCCUGGAACUACCCCAGCUUCCUGGUGGAGGACAGCAGUGAGAGCGACACAGAUUCGGACGAAUAUUCACCGCAGCAAGUGCACAGCCACAAACCUCUGCUGACUGUCAGCUUCACCUCCGGAGACAUUAGCCUGAUGAACAACUAUGAUGACCUCUCACCCACUCUGAUCCGCACCGGCUUGAAAGAUGUGGUCGUCCAGUGGUGCUCGCAGGGUGACCUUCUUUCAGUCGCUGGCAUGGAGAAGACGCUUCUCUCCCCCGACCCUUCUUGUCCUCCCCCUACCAGGAACGCUAUUGUCAAGUUUUUUAACGUUCGGGGUGAACACAUCUACACACUGGAAACACCAGCACAGCGCCCCAUCACUACCCUUUGCUGGGGCCACCGGGACUCGCGUCUUUUCCUAGCGUGUGGCCCGGCGCUUUACGUUGUGCGCGUGGAGCACCGUGUUGCCAGCCUGCAGCUCCUCUGCCAGCAAGGCAUCGCCACGGCGGUGAAGGAGGAGAAAGACGUAGGCAAGCUCACCAUGCCGUCACGCCUCUGUUCUUACGUCACUGCCGCUUUCGCCCCCACAAUCAAGCCACCCAUCCCUGAUCCCAACAACAUGCGGGAUUUUGUCAGCUACCCCACAGCAGGCAACGAACGUCUGCACUGUACAAUGAAGCGUACAGAGGAUAACCCAGAGGUGGGGGGUCCCUGCUACACUCUAUACCUGGAAUAUUUAGGGGGUCUGGUGCCAAUCCUGAAAGGCCGGCGGAUAAGUAAAUUACGUCCAGAGUUUGUCAUUAUGGACCCCAAGAUGGAUGGAAAAACAGAUGAGAUAUACGGCAGCAGCCUGAUAUCUGCAAUGAUUGACAGCUGCAAUUGCUCAGACUCCAGUGACAUCGAGCUCAGCGACGAUUGGGUGGGCAAAAAGUCUCCAAAGAUAUCCAGGGGUAGCAAGUCCCCCAAGCUGCCCAGAGACUUAGUUUGUCCCUUUACCAACAGAAUCAACAUUGAUCCCAGGAAAUCACCUAAACUGUCCCGUGCCGCCCAGGAGGUCUCCAGGUCGCCUCGGUUACCCAUACGAAAACCUUCCAUCGGAUCGCCCAGUCUGACGAGGAGAGAAUUUCCUUUAGAUGACAUUACUCAGCAAAACUACCUUGCUCAGGUCACAUCAAAUAUUUGGGGGACAAAAUUCAAGAUUGUUGGGCUUGCUGCCUUCUUGCCAACAAACCUUGGUGCAGUCAUCUACAAAACCAGCCUCCUCCACCUUCAGCCCAGACAGAUGACAAUCUACCUGCCGGAGGUGCGCAAGAUCUCCAUGGAGUACAUCAACCUGCCCGUCUUCAGCCCCAACGUCUUCAGCGAAGAUGAAGAUGAUCUGCCAGUCACUGGCCCAGCUGGUGGCGCCGAUGACAACCCGCCUUGCACCGUCAACAUCCCCAUUGCACCCAUCCACAGUCCCGCCCAGGCCAUGUCCCCCGCCCAAAGUAUUGGUCUGGUCAAGUCCCUACUCGCCAAUCAAAAUGUUCAGCUGGAUGUUCUAACAAACCCCACAGCCACUUCCCCAGGGUCUUCUGCGGCUGCUUCUGCUGGUCCAGAUCAAAACCAAGACACGAUGCUUACGGCCCAGUACACAGUGCCCACCCGAUACUCCAGUCCGGGUCAGGUCAUUUUUGGAGGGCUGGACAUGGGUCGCCUCACUGUAGGACCUUCACACUCUCAUCAUUCUUCACAACAACAACAACAGCAGCAGCAGUUACAACAACUACAACACCAUCAGCAGCUACAGCACCAUCAACAACAGUUACAGCAGCAGCAGCAACAACAACAGAUGCUUCAGCAGCAGCAGCAACAACAACAACAGCAGAUGGUCCAACAGCAGCAGCAACAAUUACAACAGAAUCAACACCUACAGCAGCAGCUCCAACACAUGCAGCAGCAGCAGCUACAACAACACAUACAGCAACAGCAAAUACAACAUCAGCUGCAACAGCAACAAAUGCAUCAACAGCAGAUGCAGCAGCAGCAACAACAACAGCAGCACCACCAUCAACUUCAGCAGCAGCUUCACAUUCAAAUCCCUGUUUCCUCCAUGUCUUCAGGACAGACUUCAGCAGCAGCCAUGCUUCCGCCGGGCACACUGCAGAUUCAGAUCCCUCACCCAACUCCCGAUUUGGUCCUUGAUAGAGGGGUCGGGGGUGAACACGAUACGCUUUUGAAAAUAAAGACGACACGUUCAGGUCCGCAGCUGGCCGAGGGGGACACGGUGGUGUUCAGUACACCGCUAGAGCUCAGCAAGAUGAAUCCACCUCCUCCUUAUCCUGGAACCGUUGCUGCAGCUGUGGCGGCGGCUGCAGCAGCUGCUUCCAUGUCCGCCUCAAAUGCUUCAUCGGGAGCAGUCGGGGCAUCCACCGGAACCCCCCCUCCUGGAGAUCUUUGUGCAAAGAAGGGGGACUUCCCAAUUUAUCCUCCUGGUCAGCAGCAAGGGCAGUAUCCAACGCCGCUGGGCUACGAGAGGAUAACGACCUUUGACAGCAGUGGGAACGUGGAGGAGGUUUGUCGUCCGCGAACGCGUCUUGUCUGCAAUCAGAAUGUUUACAACCUGCAGGGACCCGGCACUUCCUCCACUCUCAGGGUCAGCUCAUCCUCAUCCGCAGCAUCAACAGAAGGCAAAAAGAUUCAGCUUCCUUACAGCUCGGCCACCCUCAACAGACUCACCGCACCUCGUUAUUCCAUACCAAGUGGAGACCCUCCCCCGUAUCCGGACCCAGCCAAUCAGAAUGGUGGGAGGACUCCUGGACAGAAGCUUGACCCUAGUCUCAUCCAUGCCACUCUCAGGAGGAACAGCCGGGAGGCAAACCUUAAAGUGUCUCAAAUGAUGGAACCGCCUAGACCGCUACCCCCGAAAGCUAAAAAUAAUAGUGCACUAGCAGCCUCCUACCAGCAGAGGGUGCAAACAGCCUUAUACACCUGUAGCCAGUGUAGCAGUGGGUCCAGUGUUGGAGUCACAGCCCCAGGGAGCGCCAAUGGAAUAGCAGGGGGGACUAUCAUCAGACAAGAUUUUCCUCCAGGAAAUGGAGCACCACAUAGCACAGUUAUCGUUCACUCCAACAGUGCCACCCCACUCGCCUCCCAGUCCUCUUACAGCCUGCUGAGCUCGCUUGAAGCAUCUGGAACUGCAGGAGCAGCAGCAGGAGGGGGCGGCAACAGAGAACGUGUUGAUUAUGUUAAUUCAGCGUUUACUGAGGAUGAAGCACUAAAUCAGUCGUUGAGGCAUUUGGCUUUAGGAGCUGACACAUCAGGGCUGGUUGUCAAACGCCCACCUCCCUACCAGUGGGACCCAUCUGCCACAGAGGAGGUAUGGGUGCCUCAGGAACGGACCGCAACGCUUAACCCCACCAGCCAUCCAGGACCACACAAACCACCUCCACUUAUUCUUAGCCCCAGCCAGCACUUGGAUGUCUCCAGGCUGCCUUUUGUUCUGUCUCCAAAGUCCCCAACAACCCCCAGCGCUGCUGCCUCUUUUCAAGCUGCCGCUGCUGCAGCAGGUUACCAAAUUUCUCUCCAGUACCCACCAGUCACUGCCUACCCUGGGGCCCAGCUCCAGCCCAUCCUGGGGUCGCCGCGCCCCUGCACCUCCCCAAAGGAAGUGGUUGCACCUGUUUCUCUUUCACAGCAGGAUGCUACUGUCGUCAUACCCGCUGGUUACCCUGCAAAUCUAACCAACCUGGCCUGCUGCCCUCUGCCGCCGAUGUACCCCGGAGGAGGCGCUUGUGCUGGGCUUCCCAUUCCUCCCAUUGCCCUCCACACACCGUGGGGUACAUAUAACCCAUGCCCUCCUAUUGCCAGUCCUGCUGUGCCCCUGCCACCCAAAGCUUCUCAUAUGGCGGUAGACAAAAACGUCCUCUCGCCUCCACCUCCACUUCCUCCUCCACCACCGCCGCCCCCUCCACCACCACAUACAGAACUGCAGAAUCAUGCAGGAUUGCAAGAAGCCAUGGCAGAAGCUGUGGAAGGUUACCAGGAGGUGCUGUCCUUAGCUGAGAGCCCUGUGCCGUCCCGCUCAGAGAAGUUCAGCAAGAAAAACCGCAAGAGGGCAGAUGGUCGAGCCGAGGAGGCGAAUGUGCCGCCUCUGGCUGAAGGCAGCAAGUCCAAAAAGGAAGGCAGGGCUCUGGGGGAUUUCAACUCCCUCAUCUCUAGUCCUCGCCUAGGAGGGAGGGACAAGAAGAAGCUUAAGGGACCGAAGGAGCAGCUGAAGGCAAAGAAGCUGAGCAAGGCCACGGCCAACAGCGAGUUCCAGGAUAGCUCCGAAAGUGAGCCGGAGCUGUUCAUCAGCGGAGACGAGCUUCUCAACCAGUGCCAAAGCGGAAAGAAAGGCUGGAAGAGUAAACGGAACCUGAGGGCGGCCAGCGAGCUGGACGAGAUGAAGUGUCGAAAGGCCAACGAGAAGGAGGACCGAGGGCUGGGCAGCCAGGGCUUUGUGUACGUCAUGGCGAACAAGCAGCCGCUGUGGAAUGAGGCCACGCAGGUGUACCAGCUGGACUUCGGUGGGCGCGUCACACAAGAGUCUGCCAAGAACUUUCAGAUUGAACUCGAGGGCAGACAGGUGAUGCAGUUUGGCCGGAUCGAUGGCAAUGCCUACAUCCUGGACUUUCAGUAUCCCUUCUCUGCUGUGCAAGCCUUCGCGGUGGCUCUGGCGAAUGUCACGCAACGCCUCAAAUGAGAGGUCAGAGUGUUUAUUUCAAUAGCGACAUGGGCUGACUCGGCAGAGAAGACUCCAGCCGGGUAUUCACACGGCAAAGAGAGGAUACAAUCCCGCUGCACUACACGAUGCUGCCACUUUAGCCGAUGCCGUGAGCAUCGGCUGUGAUCGCCGGCCAGAGGUGCCCCCCUUUGCAACGCAGAGCUGCGCUUCGGUGAUCAUCAUGCAAAUAAAACGCUGCUUUAGGUCGUAGACGCUUUUAGACGAGGAAAGAGGAGCUGUCCAUGUGCAGUUUGAAAAUGACUUAAAAAAAAUGGAGCAGCAGUAAUACUUGAAAACCACCCUCUGGUGAUUUGAGUUGUUUUUUUUGUUUUUUUUUAAUGAUUAUUCCAGAGCACACCGGUACUACUGGGCACUCAAAUCCAUUGCUGUACAAACACUCACCACUACAUGACACAGCUUUUGCUUUUAGUUUUGUUAUUCUUGUUGGAAGGUUGAAGGGACUUUUACGUUUUGCUCUCUCGCCAUUCCUUUUGCUCACUUUAUCACCUUUCAGGAGCAUUGAGAGUUUUACACACAUGUACUGUGCACUCACAUGAAUUUUCCUCAGCAUUUGCGUUAUGUAAUCACCACAUACCCGCUUUAAUUUGGGAGACUUUUGGCUGAAUUAUGACAUUACUGCGUCGUCCAACCAUCACUUGUACGCAUUUUGUCUUCGCAAUUCGCCAUGGCAAUGCAUGUCAUUUAGAUGGCACACCUGAACAGGUUGAAGACUAGUUUACUCACCACCCUCCCACAUGACUUACAGUAUUUACAGAUAAGUCAAGUACUGUUUAUGAUUAGUGUACUACAUAGUACGCAGGACGCAUAUUAUUUCUUCCCACUUUGCCCAGCAUUGCCUAGCUUUGUUAAUUUCCUCUAUUUGCAAGGGACCAACAGGAUGUUGAACUCUGAGAGGAAGCAAUCAACUGCGGAAAGCGCAAGAAGGAGGCAUGAAUUAGAAAAAAAGAAGGCACAGACAGUUUGCUGACCAGAAGACAUGGCUUUAUGAUCCGCUACUACCUGAAAUUCACAAGGAAGAACCAAAAGGUUUCCCCCUUGACUUGCUCCAAGGGGUCUGGAAAUCAUCCUUGCCACAAAUUCACAAUUUUCACCUCCCCGCCCAGUUUACACAUAAUUCACACCAGUUUACAACCAGUUUAUCCCAAAUUGCAUACCACUGUGACGACAAAAUGCUUGCAAGUGUAAAUUUAGGUUUGGAGUUUUCAGCCACCGCUUGUCACUUCUGUGAAGUGCACAGUUAGGGGCCUGCGCCACACUGAAACAAGGUGCAGGGAAAUAUUUUUCUAAGUGUUUCUCUUAACACCAUUUCACAAUCACCUAGCAUAAGAAACAUAUCAUAUGAUGAGUGAGUUUUAAAGUGACUCGGGUGUGAAUCUGACAGACAUUUCUGUCGCCACUGUGUUUCAAACGCGACAGUACUGUUUUCAAGAGACAAAAACACACGCAGAAAUCAUCUUUUACUUGAUUGCUUUUCCAAGCGGUAAUAACUCUAAUGAAGGAUGAAGCCAGUGAGUUUCUUGAGUUUCUUCAGACCGUGACAUCAUAGGAUCAAUUUGUGUGCCAAAACACUCCUAAAAAAGAGGCGAUAAAGUUAAAAAGGAACAUUUUGCUCUCUGAAUUGGUGGGAAUUUUACCGUCUUAUUGUGAUUUGUCAAGACAAAAAAAAAUUGCAUGGUAUAAAAUCCAUCUUUUUGUGUUAUUUGUGCAAUAUUUUCCCCAGGAGAAAGUAAUCCUUUGUUAUUGCCCCUUUUACAUUUCUUUUUAUGUUCAGCAUCUCAACUUGCUGGUCUGUACAUUUUAUUUAUGAGAUUAUUUCCAAAAGGGGAUAUAGUAUCUAUACAUACUGUAUAUUGUGGAGUUUUCUGAACAUUUUGCUGUGUUUUUUUUCUGUUUUGUUUCAAGUGUUGCCCAAAUUGUGCGGUGGGGUCCAGGGGUGGGGUGGGGUGGAGCUUUUUUUGUGGGUUUGUGUUGUUUGAGGUGGAAUAAGACGCGAAUGAGGAAGUGUAGACUUAGUAACGUAGCGUGUUUCUGUCAAGAUGUGUGUGCAUUUUGUGCGCCAGUCCCAUCAGUGUUGAGGCUUCUGACACAUUCACAUCAUUGUCACAUGUUCACAAAGUGCAAGCCACUGAGUUCCGAGUUCAGAACUGCCUCUAUGAACUCAUAAAAACCUGAUGUAGAUACCGCAGGAUUUGGCUUUUCUUUAGAAAUAACGUGCUUUGUAUUCGUAGAUGUUAGACUUUAAAGACAAAAAAGGGGUGAGAAGAAAAACACAAGUGACUGAACGUUUUUAGUGAAUGGAUUAAUUAGUAAGGCAUGCCAUGUAAAUUAUUUUAUAAUUGUAUAUGUCACGCAUCUUUUGAAAUAAAACAUCUUUG
Messenger RNA from Doryrhamphus excisus (bluestripe pipefish), 8483 nucleotides. It is a transcript of the gene tulp4a, whose product is annotated as TUB like protein 4a. Lineage: Eukaryota; Metazoa; Chordata; Actinopteri; Syngnathiformes; Syngnathidae. The record is from RefSeq and is a predicted model, not a curated record. Gene Ontology annotation, molecular function: protein binding.